Messenger RNA from Dermacentor andersoni, 6599 nucleotides. RefSeq names its product FGF signaling regulator protein canopy b (gene CNPYb). NCBI's taxonomy places the organism in Eukaryota, Metazoa, Arthropoda, Arachnida, Ixodida, Ixodidae. The record is from RefSeq and is a predicted model, not a curated record.
UAAUUUUCAUGCAAGUUUACAUUGUUGGCAUUCUUGUUGUUGUUAAGAGCUAAAGUUCGCUUAAACCUAGGAUCACCCAUUGCGAGCAGCCUUCUUUGGUUACUAAGAUUGAGAUAUCAACAACCUCUCACAUUAGCACACGAGGAAAUGUAACAUAACAGCAUUUUGAAGAUUUUGUCAUUCAAUGAUUUCCCACCCUGCAUUUAUGCAAGAACAAUGUUAUGAUGGCUGACAUGCUGAGCCGUUGUCCUCAUAUUUAUUGAAGGCAAAACUGCCAGCAGAGUAGCGGCUGCCCGACCUGUCACAAAAAGAAAAUGCUGCUCCCUCUCAACUUCUCCCUUAGCAUGAUAGAUAUUCAUGUUUUUCUGUCAAUGCUUUUUCCAAACCAUGCAUUGUGGAUGCUCGAGUGAAUUUCAAUUGCUUGGACGUUUCGGCAGCCAAAUGUUUCCACAAUUCUUGGGUUUGGUGAUGCCAUCUCUCUACAGCACUAUUGACACCUUAUGUAGGGAGUGAAGAGGAUGAUGUAUUCAGAAAUGUGCCCCAUGCAGUACCUCAAGUGUAGAGGAGGAUGCAAUCAGUGCUGCGAAUGGUGCAUGCCAGCAUAGAGGACAAUGCAUCGGCGCUAUCACUAAUGCAAUUGAGCAAGUGACGAGAAUUACGUGUGCACAGUGCAAUGAAGUGCCGCAAUGAUGUAGUUGCCAAAAUGCGCCUUCCCAACUCUUUCUAAAAGCCCCUUGACCUACUUUUCCUCUAUGCCUCUCCCAGCAGUUUUCUAUGAUAAGUCACAAUGUUGGGAGCACUCAAACGACCAAAACUUUCUGAUCAGACAUAGUGUAUGUUUAUUCAAGCUGUUCUUUCCUUCCCCUAAUUCAAUGUGGCUAUGAGCUAGCCAGAUGCUGUCACGAAAGCGUAGUGUUUAGGUUGUAUGAGUACACAAGAAACAAAAUUGGAGUUGUGAAGUUCCAAAGCUCUAUUUUUACAGCCUCUCUGCUGACAUUAGAGAGCUUUAGAUUAGUGGACGCAAGCAGCAUGCGUAAACAAGCACUCUGUUUGGGUAUUUCUGGCACCCAUUUGGUGUGCAUAACCAAGCAGCACACGAGUCGCUUGCAUCCUCUUAUCCAAUACUAUUAUUUUCAUUGUAAAGCAACCAAUAUCGCAAUAAGUCUGAUCAACCUGCAUCAAUAUGCUAGACAUUUUUAAGCACUUAAGGUCUGUUGGUUGAGUGGCCACUAGACUUGUGCUUUCCAGUAUUACUUGCUAAUCAACUCUUGAGGUGUUUACAUUGUUUUUCUGUGCUGUAAGAUUAGUUUGAAAGUCCUAAUAAAAUUGUUAAAGUGAAGGUCUGGGCUGUUGUAUUGGCCAUGUCAUUCUAAAACUGUUAGGUCUGACACUGUCAAAGCAUUUGGCAACUUUAUAAUAAGCUUCACCUCACUACAUAUAUGUAUUGCGGUGGGACCAUUCAGCAUGUGAAAAUAAAAAUACCGGCAAAUAGGGAGUUCAAGAGCACCUGAAAUUAUAUUAAAGCGGGUAGGGCAGUAUCUUCAGGGUAACGGGGACAUCAAAGCUGGAACUAGGGCUGCCAUACAUCCCGUCACCACAAUACACUGUUUGCUUCAUCGCAUUACACAAAUAUGUUGCAGUGAAGUUAUUGCAGACACACAUAUACACAUUCAUUCGUCCCAACUUUACACAGAACCCUGCGUCCCAUUGCUAAAACUAAGAGCGCGAGAAACGGGCAGAGAUGAAGCUGAACAUAACAGGGCACAGUAUUAAGCUCCACCUCACCGUGUUUAUUGCGCCCUUAGUACGAAUAAUAUUAAACAUCUACUCUGCAUUUUAGUUUGUGGAAUUCUGGCAAACCAUGUGAUGUCACUAAAGCUCCUUUAACUUCACAGCACUACGCGAUAAUUGGCGUAACGCCCAUGAUAAAAGUAAAUCACAUGAGGUCAUAGAUGGUACACAAGCGCUGAACAUGAUUGAAAACAUGCGCUGCCCCAUUUCAACGACGCGUGAACAGUUGUGAGCAAACACCACCUCAAAGGGACACUAAAGCGAAACAAUAAAUCAGUUGCGACUAAUAAAGCCUUGUUUGAGAACCCUGCAGGCACUUAUUUCAAAAUAAUAGUUUGUUUAUUAGAUGACAAAAUGAAGGUCGAAGUAUCAGUAUUUGAAUUUCGCGCCGAAACCCCGACGCCGGUACGUCAGUGUGACGUCAGGGAUUCCAAAGCAUGUUUUCGCAUUAGGGCCGCGUUGGCUGAGUACAGGUUAGCGAAACUUGUCAUGUUUAAUAUUUGCCUCCUUUAGAACACAAUGUAGUAAAAUUGUACGGUUAUAUAAUUAGGUAGGCCAUAGAAGGUGCCAUCAAAAUCCCUGACGUCACAGCGACCAGGUGCGGGAACUUCAAAGAGGCACCGCCACCUGUCUUUCGUUCUUGCGCUUUUUCUAGUUUACCAAGCGUCUUAUCAUGGUGAGAGUGGUGUUUUUCGUGUGAUGGAAAGGUAAUUUACUGGUGCAGAAGAAAUCAUUUUGCUCUUUAGUGUCUCUUUAAGUUACUUACGUAACGUAAGUCGUGGCGAAGAACACGUACAAUAGCUCCACCUACGACACCCAUCGAGUAAAGGCAGAAUAAAGAACGAAGUUUGGUAAAGGUGCAUGUUCGAUGUGAUGACGCUGCCUAAUAGGGCGAACACAGCGGCGUUGCUGCACAGCGCCGGUUCGCAAAUUGCAUUGCCGAGGCGCGACGCCACUUGAAUAUUUCGAUCGUCAGCAUCACUAGAGAAAUACGAGUCUCACACUACCAUAGUUCACCGAGACCAAACGCCGACAUGCCACACCACUGCUACUGCACGACUUCUCGCCAACAAAUACUGAACCCACUGCCGAGAUAUAUCAGCGGUCAGCGUGGGCUGGAGAUUCAACGCUUAUGUUCAACGCGCCACAUGGCGCGAUCUCAAGAGUCCCUAAACGACCCUGUCCCUAGGCACCUAGGAUCAGGUCACGUGAGGGAUUUUCGUUCGACAUUUAUAGACGCCCGCGACCAUAGAGUUUCUCACUAUAACAGCUAGAGGGUGAAUUUAUCUGUAAUGCCGCUCAUUCACCACUUACGCACGUUUCGCCUCUACACGCAAUACUCCUGUUAGGUCAAUAUACCAAAAUGAUACAUGCUUUUAAUUUACUUUCUGUCAGCUGAUGGCAUCCGGUGAAGCAUCGUACGGCAACGACUGCUGCUUACCUGGUGCCACAACUUUGGAUGAAUGCAGAAGAAGCCCGGAACGAGCAUUUAUAUAGAGCAAAAUAAACAUUUCAUCAUUUCAGAAGACGUCUUUCGUUUUCUUUAUGAAAUUGCACCUGACAGAUUCGGCGCAGUCUUGUAAAGGUCAAUCGCAAUCAUUUCUACUUGUUAAUGAAACGAUUCCACGCCAAGGCCACGCGAGGUUCAGCAGAAGCGAAAAAAAAAAGAAAAAGAAUGAAUGCCGCGCCGAGUAGCGGAGCCGGCGCGGCGGGUACCAACUGGUGUUCAAAACGCGCGCGCCCAAAACCGAAACCGGAAGGAAUCAACAACAUCCGCUUGGUGUGCUACAGUCAAUUCGGCCGCUGGGCUCUAUGGGAGUGUCCGCUCUUGUUUAAAUUUAUUUCUCUAUAGUUGCACUAUGGUUGCACCUUUGUACAUUUAUCUAAUCGCCGGAUAUCAAGCCAGUCUAGUAGCGUUCGCGGCCGACUCGCAUUGCUCGUAUAGCCUAGAAGCGCCGGUCAGUGCUGCGUGCCUGAAGGGGCAAUGCGCGGAUUGUGUCUUGCGUCGAUCAUCCUUGCGCUUAGCGCUACGUUGAGCAGUGUAGCAGCGGAUGAGAGCGUAGAAGAGACGCUGUAUGGUGUCAAGUAUGCGUCCAGGUGCGAAGCGUGCAAGUACCUCGCCGUGGAGCUGGAAGCACGUCUCGGGGAGACUGGCAAAACGCACGAUGUCAUCGAGACCGGAUACACCCUAGACGGCGGGCGCAAACGCAAGAAGUAUGCGGUUUCUGAACUACGAUUAGUGGAGUCGCUAGACGGCGUGUGUGACCGGCUGCUCGAGUACAAUAUUCACAAGGAACGUAAGGACAGCACGCGCUUCGCCAAAGGAACGAGCACUACGUUCCGAACGCUGCAUGGUCUAGUCGCCAAGGGCGUCAAGGUGGACUUAGGCAUCCCGUACGAGCUCUGGGACAGCCCUUCGGCCGAGGUGACGCAGCUCAAGAGCCAGUGCGAGGCCCUGCUCGAGCAGUACGAGACCGACAUCGAGCGAUGGUACUUCGGCAGUCAGGAGGAGCCACUCGCCACCUACCUGUGCCGCCAGCGCGUGCUACGCAAAGGCGACGCCGACUGCCUGGACGACUCAUUUCCUGCCAGCCGUAAGACCGAGCUAUGAAAUGCUACUACACCCUAAGCGGCGACUCUGAUGAAACCGCUCUUACAUGUUGUUCGUCCGAGUCAACGGAAUAUGUGGUGUGCACAAAUACUUCAUAAUAAGUCAAGCGGCACGUGUGACCUCCUACGUUUGUCCUCGUCUACUGUUUCCUGCUCGUGUGGAUCAACAAGUAUAAAUACCUAUUUAACACAAAUGAAUGAAGCCUUGCUACUAUUUCCUACACAGCAUGAAACUUUGGCUCCACUCUGCAAUAGAACAAUGCGUUCUGGUGUUGGUUUUGUGUUGCUGCUGACCAAACUAACCUUGCAGACUGCCAGUUCGGUUGUAUAACCAUACCAGACUCGCAGCACACAACAUUGUUGUCCAGUCAAACAAGAAAGCACCUCUAUAUGAAAAACUUGGAGCCCUUUCACAUAGUGCUUAUUAUCAGCGCUUCAAUUGAGUGCUGGGCACACCCUCUCAAAAGUGCAAAACAUCAUAUUCCCAACAUAAGUGAGCAAGGGGAUAGAGGACAUCGUCAAGAGUCAUGCUGCUUUGUCUCAACCAGGAGAGGAGACACCGUUGGCCCCAGGAGGAGCUUUGCUUCCACAGGAUUGUCAAAAGCAAGAGUGCAGUGAGAAGAACCGGUCAUGGAUUUAUGGUUUAGAAACAGGCAUCCUGCUGCUCCCCAUGGGCCCUACGCUGGCGUGCUACAACCAUCAUCUCGAGCUCCUACUAUCGGCGACACGAAUAUGCUGAUACACCCAGCCUUAGUUGACGAAAACUACCAGCCCUUCCAUGAUUGCACUGGUGCUACAUCGACUGAUAUGCUGGGAUCACCGAUGACGACAGCAUGGAGCCACCCUAUAAAGCAGAGCGCAUACGGCACAGUUGGCAGACGGCACGGCAGCGUUGCAAAGAUGCAGCCUUCAAACGCGUUCCUGUUUUUCUACAGAAUUUCUGCAGACACACCUUGACAGGCUGAGAAUCAACGACCAAUUCCUUGCUCCCAGCUCUCGGAGCGUUGUACACUUCUUGCAGGACCAUAAUCUGGGGAAAUGGACAGGCUUUAGUAUAGAUGCAGAAGAUCUAUACAAUUCUUUGCUGCAGAUGCGUCUCCUGCAGUUUGUUAAGGACUGCAUACACAAUCAAACAGAUUAGCCGGAAUUUGCUGAAAGGUGUAAAAUUCUGGUUGCAAGCUUUUUGGAGCUUCUUGAUUUCUAUUUAAAGUCAAUUUCAGUCUGGUGGGAAGGUAAAAUAUGUGUCCGAAAUGCUGGCAUCUGCAUAGGUUUCGGUGUUGCACCAGUGCUCAGCAUUAUUUUUUAAAGUUACGUUCACCAGCAAAUAAUCAAAACCUGAGUGGGCUUGCUCUUAAAAUUUUCAGGUACGUGGAUGGUUUGUUUUUCAUGAGCAAACAAUAACUUUCGCAGACCUGUCAUCGAAGUACUGAAGCUAUUUAGAGAACAAGAGCAAGGUUUCCACUUCACUUUAGAAGUCCCAGGAAAAAAUGUGCUGGAACUUCUUAUAUCAGGCUUACUUUUAUGUGGGAUCACGUAUGCUAGGGAUAUCAGUUGAGAACUUUUAAGUCCCUUCUUGAUUAUAGGUCUAGCCAUUCAAAACUUAUAAAGUACAGUAUUGCCACUCACGCAAUUAGAGGUGCCCCAACCAAGAGCUAUCCUCACCCUAUCCUUGAAAGUGUAAGGAUUCUGGUGACAAGGCUUGAUGAGGCAGGUUAUCCAGUUUAAGUGGUUUCUUUAUCUUGCAACACAUUAACUAAGGAACUUCAAAUGCAAGCAGGGUGGAAGAAGCUUAGGGAGCAAGAGUAGAACAAAGUUGCCAUUAUCCCUUCUGUUCAUUGUCGCACAGGCUGAAAAAGGUGACUUCUAAGUUCAAGGUCAGGAUUGGGUUUUCAUACAAAAUGUGAAGCAAUAAACAAGCACAUUCUUCAUAUGGGGUGUUUGAACAGGGAGGACUGUGAAGUAUAGCAUACAGUUUGUCUCUUGCACACGAGUUGCCACUAAGUUGCAUUGUGCUUUAGUAAUUGUUUUUUUACAUUGAUUAAUCAGCCGUGACGUGUGCUGCCGUCAAAACAUGCGCAUUCUGUGAUGUGAAGGUUGUUUUAUAUGUAUCUGCAUAUGCUGGGGGGCAGGGUGUUGGUCACGUGAUGUGUGUUAUAUAUUGGUUGUUUUCUUCCAAUAAACUUCAUUUGACAGUGCUG